This is a messenger RNA of Silurus meridionalis, 1144 nucleotides long. RefSeq names its product peroxiredoxin-6-like. Gene Ontology annotation, molecular function: peroxiredoxin activity. The coding region runs from base 125 to 874 and encodes 249 amino acids. The transcript has 5 exons. The record is from RefSeq and is a predicted model, not a curated record. Lineage: Eukaryota; Metazoa; Chordata; Actinopteri; Siluriformes; Siluridae. Gene Ontology annotation, cellular component: mitochondrion; cytosol. Gene Ontology annotation, biological process: cell redox homeostasis; cellular oxidant detoxification.
CUCCUCUUACGUCACAUGGCCAUGACGCGGAACGGGAAGGGGAGUGUAGGCGGCGCGCGUGCCAUUUUACUUUCAUCUCUUCUUGUUUCUCUUCACUAUCAUCAUCAUCAUCAUCAUCAUCAGCAUGCCAGCUCCUCUGCUCGGAGAUGUGUUCCCAGACUUUGAAGCCGAGAGCACCAUCGGGACCCUCAGACUCCAUGAACACCUGGGAGACUCCUGGGGCAUCCUGUUCUCUCACCCCCGUGACUACACGCCCGUCUGCACCACCGAGCUAGGACGAGCUGCAGCGGCCAGUCCAGAGUUCACCAAGCGCAACGUAAAGAUGAUCGCUCUGUCCAUCGACAGUGUGGAGGAUCACCACGGCUGGAGUAAAGACAUCCUGGCCUACAAUAAUGACGAGACGGUCUCCACGUUCCCGUUUCCCAUCAUAGCGGAUUCUAAGCGUGAGCUGGCUGUGGAGCUGGGCAUGCUGGACCCUGACGCGAAAGACCAGGCCGGAAUGCCGCUAACCGCCCGAUGCGUGUUCGUGAUUGGCCCCGAUAAGAAGCUCAAGCUGUCGCUCCUCUACCCGGCCACCACGGGGCGCAACUUCGACGAGAUCCUGAGAGUGAUCGAUUCCUUGCAACUGACGGCGUACCGGCGAGUGGCGACCCCUGUAGACUGGAAGCCUGGGGACCGGGUCAUGGUUCCACCGAGCAUCCCUGAGGAAGAAGCCAGGAGCCUGUUCCCUGCUGGAGUCUACACUAAAGAGCUUCCGUCUGGGAAGAAGUAUCUGCGCUACACCCCACAACCUCGGACAAACCACAACCACAACUCAGAGGACCAAAGAACUGGACGAGACCAAACUACGGAAACUAUAGAACUCGCUCUCUGAAGAACGAAGAUGAAUCGCCAACCGAUCGCCUUUGAGAUACGUGACAUAAAGACGACGUGAAACAGAAAUCCUAUUGCCUUUUUACACUGGAGUGCAAAAGUUUGUAUACCCUUAUGACAUUACAACCUCGUUCAGUUUAAAUGGUAUACGAUAUAUAAUAUGUAUACAGUAUAUAAUACAGUAUCGACAAAAGAAUUGGGACACCUGACUUUCCUUGAACUAGAACUAGGAGACCCAAACCUGUUUCUAAAUUACAAUACACACAAACCC